AUGGAUCUCGGGCCACAACCAGAAGAGCUUGCAAGUUUGACUCAAGUAGAAGAAAUGUUGAUUGCACGUGUCAACCCAAUAUUACAAGUUACACAUGCAACAGGUGGUCAAUACAAAUACAAAGGACACACAAUAAGUUUUCCACAAAAUGUGGAACAUAUUUCAAACAUUUUGCCACAUACAAUAGAUCAUUUGCCAAUCAUUAUUGUUCGAAGAAGGGACCAACGUGGCACAAAUUAUAACUUUACAGUGAAUAGGGAUCGUGUGUACAAAGCACUUAAAUACAAAAUUGAGCAUGAUAAAUAUUAUUCUGAUGUCAUAGUUAAUGAGAAUGCUCUCAAUGAUCUAUCUAGCAAUUUUGAUGAAAAUAUUUUCAACAGAUUGAAGACAGUGCAUAUGGAAUUUGAUUCUGAUGCAAAUGAAAUCAUAUUUGUGGGUCCAAUCAUGGAAAUAGAUGAAGGUAAUACAAUUGACCACACAAAUUCAAUGGCUUCUAAACUACCUAAUGCUCAAAAAGAAAUGGAAUUAAUACAUGCAUGGAUUAAUAAUCCUGAUACAAAUCAAACAGCAUUGAUCGAUUGGCCAGCAAUUGGUACAUCUCCUAUCAAUGAGUAUGUCACAUUGGGAUUACUUGAUAUGGCAUUUCCAACAUUGUUUCCUGAUGGUAGAUGUGAUUGGUUAGAGCCACGAAUGAGGCGAGUGCAUUUGCAUGAAUUUGUGAAACAUCUACUGCGGUAUAGAGAUCAUCGAUUUGGUCAACAUCCAAGAUUCAAAUAUUUUAUGAUGAACAUGAUUAUGAGACAUCGUGCACAAAAUUCAUCUGCAAUCUUUGUAAAACGAGGUUUUCAUGACAUGCCAAUCACUAUCAAUGAAUUGCGUCAGCAUAUGGAAAAUAUGCCACAAUCCCAUUUGGCAGAUAGGUUGAUGCGGUUUGGAACAUCAUUGAGGGGUACAAGGUCAUAUUGGGCCAAAUGUCAUGCAGAAUUAAUAGACAUGCUUCAUCAAAUAGGCUCCCCUACGAUAUUCUUCACAUUAAGUGCAGCAGAUAUGUAUUGGCCUGAUUUGCAUGCACUAAUGCCGGGAACAUCACCAACCACUCCACGAGAAGCUCAAAAUUGGAGAAAGCAGAAUGUUAUCAACUACCCCCAUAUAGUUGCACAUUACAUGCACUUAAGACAUUCAAUAUUUAGAAAAGAAAUCCUAGAAAAAGGAAUGAAUGUUGAAGAUUUUUGGUCUAGGUAUGAGUGGCAACAUAGGGGGUCACCACAUGUGCAUGGAUUCAUAUGGAUGAAUGGAGCACCCAAUAUGGACAAUAUUGACUGGUCAAAUGAAGAGCAACGAAAACAUGCAGAAAAAUACUUUCAUUCCAUUGUUCAUGCAUGGAAUCCUAGAGAAGAUCCACAUCAACGAAAUAUACAGAAUGACAUACAUUGUGUAGGGAGGGUGCAUGCCUGUGAAAAAAAAGAGGAAAGAUGGUAUAAUGCUCCUUGGCCUUUGAAUCUCAGUGGGUCCAAAUUAUAUGAAGAUAUAGAAACAGGUGAAAAAAAAUUUGAACCUGCAAGAAAUGAUGAUAGGGUGAAUUCACAUAAUCGUCACAUAUUGCAAUUAUGGAGAGCAAAUAUAGAUUGGCAACCUAUUCUUUCCAAACAUGCAGUAGUCAAAUAUAUUGCCAAGUAUGCAGCGAAAGCAGAGAAAAGCUCUGAAACAUAUCACCAGAUGUUGAUGUGCCUCUCCAACAUGGAAGACCCUAAUGAUUUAGCUGCUCGAGCAUAUAGAAGGCUUCUGACUGAAACAAUUAUUGAAAGGGACAUUGGUGCUCAAGAAACAUGUCACAUGUUGUUAGAACUUCCAUUAGUAGAGAGUAGCAGAAGAUUUGUUAAUCUAAAUGUCUCACGUGAGGUGUUCAAACUUGUAACUAUAAAUGAUGAAGAGAAUAAUGAAGAGCAGACAAAAUCUUUCAUUGAUGGAUAUAAAACAAGGCCUCUUUGUAUGGAAGGUGUCACAUUAAUUGAUGCAGCUAGAUCAUGGAUAUAUAAUCCUAAAAGAAAACGAGACAACAAAUGGGAACCAAGGGAAAGAGAAGCAAUUGUUAGAGUUUUUCCUAGGUUUGUAUCUCUUCCUCCACGUGAGUCAAAUAAAUGGAUUGACUUUUGUUUAUCAGAGUUAUUACUCUACAAACCAUUUCGUGACAUAGAAAGGGAUAUUGGUCAUGAUGAUGACUCUAUGAUAGCAAAUUGGGAGUCAUUUACCUACAAUCCUUGGCAUGUCGAACGAAUAACAAGUAUUGAAAAUGCAGAGGCUAAUACUGAUUCAGAAAUUGAAGAGAAUGAAGCUAUUCAGAGAAAUACCAUAGAGCAUGAAUGGGAAAUUAUAUCUAGGCUACAUCAUGGUCAAAAUAUACAAUUUUCAGAAAUAGAUAUGUUGGGGAGAAGAGACAUUGAUAGACAUACAAAUUGGUCUACUGAUUAUCAAGGUGAAGAGUACACAACUACAGCAAUCAGUUUCAUAACUAACAUGAAGGAUCAUGGAUGUCUUAUAUAUGAUGAUAUACCCCAAUGCAUCAACUACAUGACCCUCAGUGAUAAGCAAAAAAAGGCAGUUGAUAUAAUUAUGACACACUAUCAGAGGAGUCAAAAUAAAGUGCCAUUGUUCAUGAUAAUUCAGGGAACAGCAGGUACAGGAAAGUCAUAUUUAACUGGUGCCAUCAGUCAAGCUCUUGAAAAUGCUGCAAUGCCAUCUCGUUCUCCCCUUCUAUUACUCGCACCAACAGGAGUUGCAGCGUUCAAUAUAGGGGCCUCUACAGUUCAUUCCAAAUUGAGAAUCCCAAUACGAGAUUUCACUCAACUACAGGGAACAAGACUUGCCAUUUUUCAAGAAGAAAUGGCGCAUAUCAAGUACAUUUUGAUUGAUGAAAUGAGCUUCAUUGGUCAAAACAUGUUGGAAAACAUAGAUUCUCGACUCCGACAAGCAUACCCACAAAGUGCACACCUAAGUUUUGCAGGUAUAUCUAUGAUUUUGGUAGGAGAUUUGGGUCAAUUGCCUCUGGUUAAUGAUAGACCUGCAUAUGCCAGUAAUAGACGGGCAAAGCUACUAUGGGAGGAAUUCAAAAUUGUGGUUACUUUAGAUAAAAUAUUCAGACAAGAUGGAGAAAAUAUUCAGCAACAAAGAUUUCGUCAACUUUUGACAAAUCUAAGAGAUGCAAACCCUCAAAUUGAUGAUUGGAAGCUACUAAUGAUGAGAACCCCUACUAACAUAGAUGCUGCAAGUAAUUCUGAAUUUGAAAAUACUGUCCAUUUGUUCUCCACAAAUGACAAUGUUCAUAGUCAUAAUAAAAAAAUGUUAUAUUCAUUGAGGCAUCCCGUUGCACGAAGUGUUGCAACAAAAGCAGGAAGUGUUAAUAUAGCAGAAGAUUUCUCAACUGGUGAACUUGAUCUAGAGUUAUUGAUCAGUAAGAAUUCAAGGGUCAUGCUAACUUCAAACCUUUGGAUACAAGCAGGUCUUGUAAAUGGAGCUUUGGGAUAUGUUCAAAAGAUUGUCUACAAGCCAGGAAGUGCUCCACCUGACCCACCGACAUAUGUGAUGGUUGAAUUUGAUAAUUACUCAGGAUUACCAUUUGAAGAUCAUCAUCCAAAUACAAUUCCAAUAACACCAAUACAAAAGGGCAGAACACUUCAGCUACCAUUGAGAUUGGCAUGGGCAUUGACUAUACAUAAAUCUCAAGGAUUGACUCUUCCAAAAGUAACUAUCGAUAUAGGACCAAGAGAAAGAACUGGAUUGACAUUUGUUGCAGUAUCUCGUGUAAAAUCUCUAGAGGGUUUGAGAAUAAUGCCACCAUUUACAUAUGAUCGUUAUGAGAAAAUGAAAAAGGGUAGACAACUUGUGAAGCGCAAGGCUGAGGAAAAUAGGCUCAAACUUUUGGAAGAUAAUUGA
This is a messenger RNA of Cryptomeria japonica (Japanese cedar), 3930 nucleotides long. RefSeq lists its product as uncharacterized. The coding region runs from base 1 to 3930 and encodes 1309 amino acids. Gene Ontology annotation, biological process: telomere maintenance; DNA repair. Gene Ontology annotation, molecular function: DNA helicase activity. Lineage: Eukaryota; Viridiplantae; Streptophyta; Pinopsida; Cupressales; Cupressaceae. The record is from RefSeq and is a predicted model, not a curated record. The transcript is spliced from 4 exons.